CCAUCUAUUACCAGUAAAUACGGUAGAGUCCCGACACGACGAACGACCGAGACCUAUAGGUAGGUAUUCGGUUUAGAAGGGAGAGUUGAGGGAGUCGGAAGGCACGUGACUACAUGCAGACCGACAUUCUAGUGCGGUUAGUAUCGGGCCGGGAUGCACCAGGGGAAGGCACCACCGGCAUGCCGACGGAGCCGGGAUCGAGUCAAUUGGACCGAGAUUUACCCUGAAUUUCUAAUGCGUGAUGACCAAUUGACCAGGUCCCAGCCAAGUUUGGUAGGGACCUCACUUCGACUAUCGUACGAAGCCAGGAACUGACAGGAGGAAUCAUCCAACCUUCGGUAUUACCUGUUACGUUCACUACAAUGUCACAUCGUCAGGGCGUCAUAGCCCUCAAAGGGCUGCGGGAAGCUUUGCUCGACGUUUCCCACCGAAGACUCUAUUCCCCCGGUGCAGCACGAUUCCUAGCCACUGAAGCAAGCUCUUCCGAUUCGCCACGACCAUCCAAGCGACCGCGGACAACGUUCCAAGAUCGAUUGAAUACGGGGCCUUCUUUCGGGGAAUUCACCGGUGCGAAGGAGGAACCGAUCACUCCUGAAGAAGCCCUCGAGCUGAAGACCGUUCGUGGGUCGGGGAAGCGGAAGGAGAUUACCCGUCUUCCUCCCUGGCUGCGGACGUCGAUACCGGGCGGAAAGGAUGCGAAGGGGAAUAACUUCAAGAGAAUCCAAAAUGAUCUGCGAGGGUUAAAUCUACACACAGUCUGUGAAGAAGCGCGGUGUCCCAAUAUCUCCGAGUGCUGGGGCGGAUCUGACAAGUCUACUGCGACCGCGACAAUCAUGCUCAUGGGCGACACUUGUACGCGAGGUUGCCGAUUUUGUUCCGUCAAAACGUCGAAAACCCCCCUUGCCCUCGACCCCCACGAACCCGAACACGUCGCGGAAGCGCUUUCGAGAUGGGGCCUCGGAUACGUCGUCCUCACCUCAGUGGACCGCGACGACUUGGCCGAUGGUGGUGCCCAUCAUUUCGCCAGUACUAUCAGCAAGAUCAAACAAAAGGCGCCGAACAUGCUCGUCGAGGCAUUGACCGGGGAUUUUGCUGGGGAUUUGGACAUGGUGAAGCUCGUCGCGCAGAGUGGCUUGGACGUUUACGCCCAUAACGUUGAGACGGUCGAAGAGCUCACGGCCAUGGUCAGAGAUCGGAGGGCAACGUUUCGGCAAAGCUUAACGGUUUUGGAAGCCGCCAAGGCAGCGAAGGAAGGGUUAAUUACGAAGACGAGCAUCAUGCUCGGCUUGGGGGAGACCGAGGAGGAAAUCUGGAAGGCUCUUAAAGAACUCCGGAAAGUCUCCGUCGAUAUCGUCACCUUCGGCCAAUACAUGCGUCCCACGAAGCGGCACAUGAAAGUCGAGGAGUACGUCUCUCCGGAAGUGUUCGAGCUCUGGCGCCAACGGGCGAUGGACCUGGGAUUCCUGUAUUGUGCCAGCGGGCCGCUCGUCCGCUCCUCGUACAAGGCAGGGGAGGCGUUCAUCGAAAAUGUCUUGAAAAAGCGAGCGAGGAAGGAUCAGGUUGCGAUUCAGGGCGCCGGCGAGCCGCAUUCUGAAUCGCUACACAAGUUGGCCCCUUGAACCGGUAAUCCAAGAUUUGGAAAUGCUUCCAUGCGGACUGUGGUUGGUCGCUUCGGCUAUGCCUAUCGCCGUUCACCGGCUCGGAAUUGAAUGUACGUUCGGUCGCUGGGUGGAAUGAUCCGGAGGUCGGACCGCCUCUUGACAGGACAAGUGAAUUGCGGUUGUAUGAUAU
Messenger RNA from Eremomyces bilateralis CBS 781.70, 1791 nucleotides. RefSeq names its product lipoic acid synthetase precursor. Gene Ontology annotation, molecular function: lipoate synthase activity; 4 iron, 4 sulfur cluster binding. The coding region runs from base 363 to 1619 and encodes 418 amino acids. The record is from RefSeq and is a predicted model, not a curated record. The transcript has 3 exons. NCBI's taxonomy places the organism in Eukaryota, Fungi, Ascomycota, Dothideomycetes, Eremomycetales, Eremomycetaceae. Gene Ontology annotation, biological process: lipoate biosynthetic process. Gene Ontology annotation, cellular component: mitochondrion.